CCUGCACUAAAUAUUUUGACCCUCGGCGUUCCUUCAAUCAAUUGCACUUUUGUUACUUGCUUUGUUCUGCGUCAGGCACAUGGCGAUACCCUCCCAGCCGAUCAAUUGCAUAUCCCACCCAUGAAGAACCACAAGCUCACGGUCGAGAAGAUCGCGGCCAGCGUGCAAGGCUACUUCAAACAACGCGCUCCGUUCCGGAUCAAUCAUGGCUCAACGAACAGCACCCGCCAGGCGUUCCAACGCCAGAACACGGUCGACAUCAGCGCUCUCUCCCGGGUCCUAAAAGUCGACACUAAAACACGAACUGCCCUGGUCGAACCGAACGUGCCAAUGGACCGUCUCGUCGAAGCUACAAUGAAACAUGGCUUAAUCCCACCGGUUGUCAUGGAAUUCCCCGGGAUUACAGCUGGAGGUGGCUUUGCAGGAACCGGAGGCGAGAGCAGCUCUUUCAAGUAUGGAUAUUUCAACGAAACCGUUAAUUCGGUGGAGGUUGUACUUGGGAAUGGAGAAGUUGUGACUGCUUCGGAAAAGGAGAACGCCGACCUCUUCCAUGGAGCCUCUGGUGCGGUGGGAAGUUUGGGCAUAUCAACUUUGCUUGAGCUACAGCUCAUUCAGGCAAAGAAAUACGUCAAGGCAACUUACCACACAGUUAAAUCCGUCCCCGAGGCUGUCAAGAAGGUGAGGGAAGAAACGGAGAAUGCAAAACUUGAUUAUGUGGAUGGCAUUCUCUUCUCUAAAGACCACGGUGCGAUAGUCACCGGCACGAUGACAGACGAACUCCCACCAAAUGCUCAUGUACAGACUUUCAGCGACGCGAGGGAUCCUUGGUUUUACUUGCACGUGCAGGACAAAACGAAGGGAGUCGCAGAAUACACUGAAUAUAUCCCAUUGGCCGAGUAUCUGUUCCGAUAUGAUCGUGGAGGCUUUUGGGUUGGCGCGUCUGCUUUCAAGUAUUUCCGAUUCCCGUUCAAUUGGCUCUCUCGCUGGUGGCUUGACGACUUCUUGCACACGAGGAUGCUGUACAAAGCACUUCAUGCUAGCGGACAAUCCAGAAACUAUGUCAUCCAAGAUCUUGCCCUUCCAUAUUCUACAGCGGAAGAAUUCAUAAACUACACGGCUGACUCAUUCAAAAUAUGGCCCUUAUGGCUAUGCCCGUUAAAGCAAACUCGCCUUCCAACUCUGCACCCCCAUAACCCCGAGAUGGACACCGAUGGCAAAACAUUAAAGCCAAUGCUUAAUGUUGGCCUCUGGGGAUUUGGCCCUGCACAGCGGGACAAAUUUGUUGCCAAAAACCGCGAGCUGGAGCACAAGCUUCGUGACCUUGGAGGUAUGAAGUGGCACUAUGCCCACACGUACUACGAGGAGAACGAGUUCUGGAAGAUGUUCGAUCGCAAGUGGUAUGACGGCCUACGGAAGAAAUACCAUGGCGAGUCGCUACCCAGUGUCUGGCACAAGGUUAAAGUUGAUCCCGACGCCGCGAAGAAGGCAGAUAAUAGUUCGUGGGGCACAUGGGCGCUCCAGUUCUGGCCCCUUGGCGGGAUUUGGGGACUCCGGAAAUCUAUUGAAAGUCGUGAAUAUCUCAUCGCAAGGAACUCGACUUGGAAAUCAAAGAAGGGUCCAGAGGAGGGUAGAUGAGAUUAAGGGCGUGCUGGUGUAGGCAGUUGCAGCUUCAAGGAUCCAAUAUUGCUCAAAGGAUCUCUAUUGCCAUCCUCCCGAAGCAAGAUCCCGCUGGAAGAUAACUCACGGCUACAGAAACGGAUGGGCGCCAAACUUUCGAAGGUCAGGCGGCAGGGUGCCGCGGUACGGAUGUAUCGAAUUUCUUGAGCAAACCAAUGCUCGGCAUCAUCUGUUAGAGUGGACAUCUCCGGGGCGUGCUACACCUCUCUAGAAGGCUGGGAAACCACUCUUCGCCUCAACGUUAGAAACUGACUUCGGGUUAAUAUUCAAUUGUAUAUAUCAAUGUAGACAAACUAUUCAUGUAUAGUAUAAUUCAACUCAACGAGCAAGAUGAAUGCUUUGUAAAUAUAUAAUAAAGAUAUUUUCCAAAUAUAAUUACAAUUCAGACAUCAUUAAUAG
Messenger RNA from Pseudogymnoascus verrucosus, 2076 nucleotides. RefSeq lists its product as uncharacterized. Bases 121 to 1635 code for a protein of 504 amino acids. Gene Ontology annotation, cellular component: membrane; cytoplasm. Gene Ontology annotation, molecular function: FAD binding; Delta24(24-1) sterol reductase activity. The transcript has a single exon. Gene Ontology annotation, biological process: steroid metabolic process. The record is from RefSeq and is a predicted model, not a curated record. NCBI's taxonomy places the organism in Eukaryota, Fungi, Ascomycota, Leotiomycetes, Thelebolales, Thelebolaceae.